GUGAGAGAGAGGGAGGGGGGACGAAGGGAGGAUGCUACCAAGCUAAAAAAUGGCUGCUAUAGCAGCGUCUUCGCCCUGAUGCCGGGAGGAGAAAUAAAGAUGGAGUGCGAAGCUUUAACAACAUGAUCGACAGAAGGCACGGAGACGAAAAGUGACAGACGCAGAAGCGCAGUGUCGGGCUGUCGGGCGGGGGACGUGCGGCGGCGCGGUUGGUAGCGACAUGGAAGAGGAUUUCACUGUCCGUGUCCGAGCAGUGGUAAUGACUCGAGAUGACUCCAGUGGUGGAUGGGUGCCAAUGGGUGGUGGAGGAUUAAGCCAUGUGACAAUCUGUAAGGGGAAAGGCCAUGAAGAGAGCAGCCAACAGGACUACCUGAUCCGAGGCGAGAGACUCCGAGACCAAGCCCCAAUACUGGAAUGUAAUGUGAAGCGGGAUCUGGUCUACAACAAGGUGAAUCCGAUCUUCCAUCACUGGAAAGUAGACGAGAGAAAAUUUGGGUUAACCUUCCAGAGUCCAGCAGAUGCUGUAUCCUUUGAAAGGGGCGUCCAGAGUGCCAUUGAGGAACUGGAAGAUGGGUCAGAAUCAUCUUCUACCAAUCCAGAUGAAAAUGAAGGUGCCGAUGAAACCAGAGGAACACAUACAGACAGUGAGUCAUCCUCCAACAGCAGGAAGGAGAUGCUGCCCAAGCAUGUCACCAUAGUAACCAGUGAAUCAUCGUCCAGCUGCUAUGUACGCUCUCCUGCCUCAGAGGAGUAUGGGUAUGGGAGUCCAACAGCUAGCAUGGCAUCUACACAGAUCAGGCCACUGCAACGCCAAGGAGUCAUUGGUUCAGCUCUCUCUUAUCAUGACGAGGAAGAGUUAGAGAGCAUCAACCCCUGCAAAGACUUGUGGGUAACCAAAGGUUAUGAAGACUACAGGAGGGCUGCAGUGCAGCAGAAGGGGCAGAAACCAAUCAGUUCCACCCAGGAUCCAGACAAGAUUGACUUGUGUGUUGUCCAGUUCGAGAAAGGAAGUAGUGAGUCAGCCUCUACAAAGGGGAAGCAUGGGACCAGUGGGCUGCCCAGUCACACUACGACUUCACAUCAUCUGCAUCACCACCAUCACUGCCCUAGCACUGGACUUGAAGCUGGGCUCAAGGAUCCAAAAAUGGGCUCAAGCAGCAGAGGAUCUGGGUCUCCCUCCCAUUGCCGAAUUCAUGGGGGUGCCAUAUCAGGAUCUGUGGGAUGUAGGACCAAGGGCAGUAGGGUGGGGGGGUCGGUCAUUGCAGGUGAAGAGGAAAGCAGCAUUUCUGGGGGUCCUCCCUCCAGAUGUGUUUAUUGUAGGGACGUUUUCAGUGAUGAGGAGAAUGGACGUGGGCAAUGCCAGGAUGCCCCAGACCCCAUGCAACAUUGCAUUCACCAGCUGUCUUGCAUGUGGUGUGCAGAGAGCAUGCUCUACCACUGUAUGUCAGACUCUGAAGGGGAGUUCUCAGAUCCCUGCUCCUGUGAGGACACUACCCAUCCACACUUCUGUGCCCGCUGGCUGGCGCUGGUGGCGCUCUCACUUUUGGUGCCAUGUAUGUGCUGCUAUCUGCCCCUCAGGGCUUGCCUGCGAUGUGGUGAGAAAUGUGGCUGCUGCGGUGGCAAGCACAAGGCUGUGCGGUGAGAGUAGUGCAGGCUGGGAAAGGACUAUCAAGACUGGACCCCCCAGACUCUUGAAAGCUCCUACAGGAAAGUCCUGAAGAUUCUUGUCGGGUGGGUUGAAGGAUUGUACAAGUCUCCACAUCUCCUUGUCUUCAGAGUGCUAAGGCCCUUUGUUCAUACAAUUCAACUUUGCAUUUGUUAGAGCUUUCAAUUUUCCUGAAAGUUUAUGAAAGGUAAGAUGGUCACAUGUCUUGCAGGGAUCUCCUUAUGUUCUCCGCUGGUCGGCUGCAGAAGUGGACAGGUCAGCAACAACACCUAACCCUCCCCAUGCCUCAGUACUCCACAGGUGGGCUGCUGGAAUCUGCCCGCCUGCCAACUCCAAUGAGGCCGUCACCAUCGACAUGCUUAGGCAAUGCCAAUCCAUACUCCCUUGAACCCCACCCCUCAUACACUUGCUGCAGCUGGACAGUGAAAGUCCACGUGUUAAAGAGGUGAAGAAUUUCAGGUCUUUGCAGCUUUGUCUGGCUGCAGCCUAGGGCCACCACUGUGGGCAUGUGAAUCUCCUGACCAAUCAGUCUAAUUUGUCCUUUUACUUGUUAACCGCUUGAAUCAACUAUUUAUUGAAUUAUUUAUUUAUAUAUGGUCUACUGAGUAAUUUAAUUUGAUUAUUUUUUAAUCAUGCACUAAUUUAAUAAGUAUUUAUUAUUUUUGUUAAUUGCCUUGAAAAGGACUUGCUUGUUAAUUGCUUUAUUUAUUUUACAUUUAAUUUGAUCAUUUCUAUUUAUUUGUUUUUACAGAUCUAUCUCACUUUCUUAUUUAUUUUAUUGGGUAUAUUUUUCCCCACUGAAGUCUUACCUUGUGCGAGAUAAUGUUCACUGGCCCCAUCGUUGUGACCACGUGGGCUCAGGGGGUCUCACUUUGUGUCCAAGAUGUGGUGGACUGAAGCUUUCGUCACCCUGUUCUCAGGCUGGGUGCACCCAAGGUGUACAGCUCCUUCAUGCUUUUAUUUUCUGAGAAUCCACAUUAAAACAGAUAGCAGAUGUACUCCUUGACAUUUGGUUCCUGUGCCUGUUUCAUUUCUUUCGUUCACAGGACAAACCCCUCAGUGUCAACCCUGGCUUCAACUGUAACAAAUGGUCUUUGUUUUUGUCAAGGAAAGUUCCCUUUUGACGAACAUAAAGCCUGCUUAUUUUGAAUCAAGUCUGUUAGUAUGUUAAUUAAACCUGGUUUAUUUUAAUAAAAGAUAUUUAUUUCUAUAUUUUUAAUGUUAAUUAAAACAAACUGGGCUUAAUUAAAGUCAGAUUGCUUUGUCAAUUAUACCCAAUGUAUUUAAAUUAAAGUUACAGAAUUUUAUUAUU
Molecule: messenger RNA, 2978 nt
Organism: Polypterus senegalus (gray bichir)
Lineage: Eukaryota; Metazoa; Chordata; Cladistia; Polypteriformes; Polypteridae
Gene: spred3
Product: sprouty related EVH1 domain containing 3
Exons: 6
Coding region: 221-1642 (473 amino acids)
Biological process (GO): negative regulation of MAPK cascade; multicellular organism development
Cellular component (GO): membrane
Molecular function (GO): protein kinase binding
Source: RefSeq, a predicted model, not a curated record